This is a messenger RNA of Anolis sagrei ordinatus, 2838 nucleotides long. The record is from RefSeq and is a predicted model, not a curated record. Lineage: Eukaryota; Metazoa; Chordata; Lepidosauria; Squamata; Anolidae.
AUGGAUUCCAGGGCGGCCAAGAUGGUGCAAGAGAUCAGCCUAGCACUCAUCUUUGAUGCCCAAAAAGUUCUGGAGGAACUCAGUGAAAUUGACAUGAGAUGUAAUGAUCUGGGAAAAAAUCCCAUUGCUAACACCUUCCCAGAAAUCAAGAAGAAGGUCCAGCUUUUCAAGGACCUCUGCAAGCAGCACAGGCAGACCUUCCAGAAAGAACUGGCAGGACUCUUGCCUUCCAUCCGGGGAGGAGGAAAAGAGGAAGGCGCCCUGGCCGACAUCCUGAGGUCCAUGAACCAGUCUCCCUUCAACAGCCAAAAGCUCCAGGAGUUUCUGAAGAUGAAGGAGCGGGAGAUGGAUUUUGUGAACUCUUACCUUGCUAUCCUCAGUGGGAUAGAAGUCCUCUCCUCUGAGAGCAAACUGAAUGAAAUAGUGCUUGACCACCAGAAUGAAUUUGUCAUCAGCUUUACAUUCACUUCUUUACAUGAUGAGGAACCAUUUUUAGCCAAUUUACAACAUUAUCUUCAUAAAGAAGGUUUGGAAGAAAAAACUAACUUCAAAUGCCAGGCCUGGUUUGAGUAUAAACAGAUGUCUCGUAAAGCUGCCAGAUCCAUUUCAGAGUUUUCCCGUGUUAAUAAACCAAAUGGGAAGUUGCGACAUGACAGCGUCCAGCUGACCUUUCAACCAGCCGAAUACGGGAGAGAGAAUAUCACCAGCUACCAGGUAGAGUACAGGAUUGAGGGAGAAGAGAACUGGAAGACUGUGAAUACGGAGAGCAGCCAGGAGAUCUUCCUACUAAGAGGUCUAAGCCCAAACACGGAGUACCAGUUCCAAUACGCUGUUAGGUGCAAGCCGGGCCUCAGUGAGACCAGCAACAUCACCCCGUCUGUGAAGACCCUUCCCGUUGGACCUCCUGGGAAACCCAGGAAAGUGAGUGUGGGAGCCUCCAUGAUUUCUGUUGCUUGGGGAAGUCCCAUUGUCAUUGGAGUGGGAGCUGUUAUAAAAGAGUACAAAGUGGAGUACAGAGAAGAGACUGGGCAUGAAAACAUCAAGAGCAAAGAUGCAUGGAAUGAAAGAAGGACAGGGAGAAAAACAGAAUUCUUCCAGAUUAGUGGGCUGAAUCCUCAGAUGGUCUACAGACUCAGAGUGUCCGCAGUGUGUGCCGAUGGGACUCAGAGUAUUCCCAGUGAAGAGGUGGAGGUUUCUACAUCCCUGGAUGAAGUUGAGAAGGACAGAUUAGUUCAAAACUACCUCCCAAAGAGUAGGCUACUGGUAAAAGGACAACCAUCAAUCUAUGCUCUUCCACUAGAGGUGACAUCUGAUGAUUCAACAUCCUGUCUGACAUAUUGUUUUGGGGAAGAGAACCUGAGGAUCCCCAACAAAGUCAUCAUGGUGAUGGGAGCCACAGGGUCAGGGAAGACCACCCUCAUCAAUGGGAUGAUCAACUACAUCUUGGGUGUCCAAUGGGAAGACAAAUUCCGAUUCAAACUCAUUCAUGAAGAGACCAAUCGGAGCCAAGCUGAAAGCCAGACCUCCGAAGUAACUGCUUACAUGGUGAACCAUCAGAAGGGCUUCAAAGUUCCUUUUUCUCUCACAAUUAUUGACACCCCAGGAUUUGGGAACACGAGAGGAAUUGAGCAUGACAAAUUGACAACACAGAAGAUCAGGACGUUUUUCUCCAUUCCAGGAGAAAAGCAUCCUGACCAUAUAGAUGCCAUCUGCAUUGUAGUCCAGGCCUCCUUGACUCACUUAACUGAGCCCCAGAAAUAUGUGUUUGACUCAGUCCUCUCCAUUUUUGGAAGAGACAUAAAAGACAACAUCCAAAUCCUAGUCACUUUUGCUGAUGGGCAGUCCCCUCCUAUCCUGGAAGCCAUUAAGGAAGGUGAUGUGCCAUGUGCAAAAGAUGCCAGUGGGAUGCCUGUCCACUUCAAAUUCAACAAUUCUGCCCUUUUUGCCAACAAUAAGAUUGAGAGUGGAGGCAGCCUUAAUUUUGAUGAAAUGUUCUGGAAAAUGGGCUGUAUGAGCAUGAAGACUUUCUUUGACUCAUCCAACACCUUGGAAACUAAAAGUCUGACGUUGAUGAAGGAAGUCCUCCAGGAACGGAAACACCUGGAAGCUGCUGUGGAAGGUCUGGAGCCCCAGAUCCAAGCUGGACUGGUGAAACUGGAAGAGCUGAGAAAUACCCGGAAAGCUCUGAAUCAGCACAGGGAUGAGAUGGCUGCCAACAAGAACUUUGAGUACGAGGUGGAAAAAACUGUCCCAGUGAAGGAGGACAUCUCUGGAAGUGGGAUUUCAUAACCAAUCAUGAAUUGUCAUUAUACCUGUCAUUAUCCUUGUGGAAUUGCCCAAGAUGAUUGGAAGUACUGCUGUGCAGCUAUGGAUUCCAAUACAAAAACAUGCGAGGUGUGUCCUGGCCGAUGUGAAUGGCAUAUUCACUUCAACCAGAAGUACAAGUUUACAUAUAAAGUUGUAAAAGAGAAAAAGACCUAUGAAGACCUGAAGCAGAAAUAUGAGCAUGCUUCUGGUGAGGUGAUGACCACUGAGAAAGUUCUUGAAAAACUCAGGGAAGAGUAUGAAGACGUCAAGCACAUCUUGGAAGAGCUGAUCAAGCAAUCUUCCCAGAGCCUUUGCCGCUUACGGGAAAUCGCCCUGAAGCCCAACCCGCUCUCCACCCCAGAAUACAUCGACCUGCUCAUCAUGUCCGAAAAGGAAGAGCUGAAGCCAGGUUACCAGGAGAGAAUUCGGGUGUUGAAAGAAAUGAGGAGGAAGGCUGAAAUAAUACAGAAGAUUGCUAAUAGCAAACCACUUCUGCCUGAAGAAAAGGCUAUCCAUGAUUAGAUUGAAGAA